This is a messenger RNA of Tilletiopsis washingtonensis, 1931 nucleotides long. RefSeq names its product amidase signature enzyme. The transcript is spliced from 9 exons. The coding region runs from base 59 to 1759 and encodes 566 amino acids. NCBI's taxonomy places the organism in Eukaryota, Fungi, Basidiomycota, Exobasidiomycetes, Entylomatales. The record is from RefSeq and is a predicted model, not a curated record.
CACGCUCGCCAGCAGCGGCGACAAGGAUGCCGAGAUCCUCGCCGCCGACAUCGCCGCCAUGGUCGCGGGCGUGCAGAACGGCAAGUGGACGGCCACCGAGCUGCUCGAGGCCUUCAUCCGCUCGACGCGCAGAGCGCAGCGGCGCACCAACUGCGUCACCGAGGUGGCCUUCGACUCGGCGCUGCAGCGUGCCGCCGAGCUCGACGCUGAGUUCGAACAGACGGGCAAGCUCAGCGGAGCGCUGCACGGCGUGCCGUUCAGCCUCAAGGACUGCUACCACCUCGAAGGCACGCAUCUGACCAUCGGCUUCUCCUCGUGGCUCAAGAACGGGCGCAGCACCGAGUCCGCUGCCAUCGUCCGUCUGGCAGAGGCGCACGGCGCCGUCUGCUUCGUGCAGACCAACGUGCCGCAGACGAUGAUUGCCAUCGAUUCGCGCAACCCGCUCUUCGGACAGACUGGCAACCCGUGGCAGCCGCAGCACGUGGCGGGCGGCAGCAGUGGAGGCGAAGCUGCUCUGCUUGCCGCUGAUGGCUCGGCCUUUGGCAUUGGCUCCGACAUUGGCGGCUCGCUGCGCAUCCCGGCGCACUUCUGCGGCAUCUACUCGCUCAAGCCCAGCUCCGGUCGCUACCCAAACGCAGGCAAUGCAAAGUACAACGAAGGCUUCCAUUCGAUCCACGUCGUCACGGGGCCCAUGACGCGCAGUCUCGCCGACCUCGAGCUGCUGCACCGGCUCAACAUGGAGACGCUGCACCCGACGGAGGAGAGCGCUACGCUCAGCCUGCGUGAGACGCAGCUGCAGUACGGCGCCGAGAGCCUCGUGCCGGCGCCGCUAAGGCCGCUCUGGCUCGACGCGCUCGGCGCCGCAGAGAAGCGCGGCCGGCCGCUGCGCUUCGGCUACUUCCUCACCGACGGCCUCAGCCGCACGUCGCCGGCGUGCAUCCGUGCCGUCUUGGCCGCCAAGACGGCGCUGGAACGCAAGCACGGCAAGCACGUCGAGUUUGUAGAGCUGCAGGCGAGCGAGGUCAGGGGAGCUCAUGCCAUGCGCCUCUUCCUGAGCAUCGUGGGGUGCGAUCGCUUCCACUCGUCGCGCAAACACAUUGCGCCGGACGCGGUGGAUCCGGCGAUGAAGCUGGCCUUCUUGCUGCCUUCGUUGCCCUCGCUCAUCCGCAAGCUCUUUGUCUUCAUCGUGCGCUACAUCAUCCGUGAUCGCGCCUUUGCGUACGUCGUGGAGCGCGCCUUCAAGAAGACGGCGGGCGGCCUGAUUGAUGCGCAGGCCGAGAACGACGACUUUGUCGAGCACUGGAACGUGCACGUGUGGCAGCGCCAUCGACUCGACGGCAUCGUCUGUCCCGUCUUUGCCUUGCCGGCGCCGCUGCACCAUGGCACUGAUGAGAUCAGUGGAGCAGUGGCACCGACGGCCCUCUUCAACCUGCUCGACAAUCCCGCCGUGACGCUGCCGGUGCUGCGCGUCGACGCGCAGCUCGACGCCGCCUCGAACAGCAAGCCAUCGCCGUACUGGCAGCAGGCCAACUUCAAGGAUACCUCCAAGCUGCUGGCGUACCGCAUGUACGGGUCUGGCUCGCCCAUCUAUUCUGCGACACGCAUGGCCGGCCUGCCCGUUGGUGUGCAGGUGGUGACGCAGCGCUACGAGGAGGAAAAGGCGCUCGGUCUGGCGCGCCUGCUGGACGAGGCGCUGGGCGAGCGCGGCUUUGGGCCCGGUGCCUUCUCGCGAGCGCAGCAGGCGAAGCUGCAGGCUUGAGCGCGCGCGAGACGAGGCGCAACGCCCCGUGUGGGCACUGUGGACGCCAGUGCAACGUGCUGCCUUGUAUGCGCAGCAAUGGAUAGCGACGCUUGACUGUGUGGCGUGGGCAUGAAGGGAUGCAAAGCCGCCUGGAGGCGCUGAGGCGACGUCGAUUCUCAUUCUAUUGCAC